Messenger RNA from Brassica rapa (field mustard), 5424 nucleotides. Its product is annotated as polyol transporter 5. Gene Ontology annotation, molecular function: carbohydrate:proton symporter activity. Gene Ontology annotation, biological process: transmembrane transport. Gene Ontology annotation, cellular component: membrane. Lineage: Eukaryota; Viridiplantae; Streptophyta; Magnoliopsida; Brassicales; Brassicaceae. The record is from RefSeq and is a predicted model, not a curated record.
UUCUUUCAUAUAUAUAUGUGUGUGUGUGUAGAUAUUCCCUGUUAUACGCUGGACAUGUAAUAGUAUCUUCGCUAAGUAGUUGAUUAUUUCUUGACAAAAAGAAAGUAAUUUCUAGCCUAGUUUAUAAACAAAUAAAUAUUGUCUUAUUGCGUCAUGGUCCAUUUCAACUGCAUAGAUAUGUCUAUACUACGCUUGGGUGUCAACUUAAAAGUCAACGAAUUUCUAAUAAGGACACAUUAUUUUAUUAGUUUACAACAUGCAAUUAAUGAUAGAUAAGAUCAUAAGAUAUAUGAUGUCUUUGUGAUGCAUUAAUUAUAAGUUGCACACACAAAAAUAUUUAUCUUCCCUACUACUUUUAAGAUUGUUUUGGAAAUAGCUAUUCUAAAAAGUUUGUUUACGAGUAUGAAUAUAGGCUCUCGAGAGUUCAAAUAGUUAACAUUUCUGAUUGUAAUGUUCAAAAAAAAAAAAAACAUUUAUGAUUGCACGAACAUAAAUGUGUGUAAAAUCACCUAGGAAAUGAGAAAGUGGAAGUCAAAUCAUAUCAUAUGAGAGUCCAAAUUGCCGAGCUGCGUAAUGUUAUGGUCACAUAUGAUGGCUGCCUUUACUGCUAAAACUUGGCCCACUUCACCAUUUGCUGCUUCAAUUAUUGGUCCUUUUUCUAACAUUGAUAUGUUGAGGUAAUAUCAUCGACUAUUAAUUAGUCUUUUUGGCAAAACACACAGACACUAAAAUAAGGUAUAAUAUUGAAAACGUACGUUGUUUUUUCGUUAAAUAAAAGAUGUAUGUUCAUAAUUUCAUAUUGUUAUAUAAAGAUGUUUCCCAUAUUUCUUUAUCUAAGGACAUGAUACAUAUAUAUAUAUAUAUAUAUAUAUGUUUUAAGUAUCACAAUGAGAAACAAUUAGUACAGAAAAAAAGAAAUAGUUGUAAACCCUUUGUUAAAAAGAAGAAUAACAGUAGCAAUGUGGACAAGAGAAAGCUUUUAGCUAAAUAUAGUAUAGAAAGUUAAAAACCCGAUGUUUGGCAUCUUAAGUCUGUAAAUGCAAUUAUUUUAUUUUCACCCAUCUUCUUUAACAAAACAUCUCGACAGUCCAUAAGAAUUAAUAUUGCCACGAGUAAUGUAUGUGUGCGAUAUAUCUUACACCUAAAGUAUACAGCAAGAAUUUAUUAUUUUUGUGGGAGCUACUGAACCAUACUUUUAGUACCAUGGAAAGGCUAGAGACGGAUUUUCAUAUGGCAAAGAUCAACGGGUUUAAUUAACCACAACCAAAACGCUCCUGGAGGCUGAAAAUCUAGAAAUAUAUUAAACGGGUGUCUGACAGAUCAAGGAGAUGACAUAUAUUUGAUAGUACUUGAUUUUUGUUGCUGUAAUUUGACUAAAAGAGUCUACAAGUACAAGCAAGAUAUGUUUUGAAAAUUCAUAUAGUCUUCAUAACAGCGAUUGCUAUCGUAAGCCAACGACUUCUCGAUUAAUGGUUUCUUGCAAGUAUAUCCAUAAAUAUCAUAUAUGAAUACAAUAACACAAAAAAUUGCAGGAAUCUUCUAGUAUUGUUGUUAGUGAUUAAUUUACCUCUUAUCAUCUUGAAGAAUCAAGACAUGUGGUCUUGGACUGUUGUGUGUGUUGACCCGGCUUCUCUAAGGAACAUUGUUAUUUUUUCUUUGACGAACCUUAGCUUAGUUUAUAAUCCUUCCGCUUCAUUAAAAAGUGCCACUCACGCAUUUUUUGUAAUUUUUCACAGAUAUUAAAAUAAUGAUUAAAAGGUAUUUAUUUUUUAUUUAAGAGAUAAAUUAUAUAUGUUUAACCAAUAUUAUUUAAGAUAAAUAAAUUUAUUAUUAAAUUAAUACAUUUUACAAUUAAUAUCCAGUUGAAAGUAAAUAUAAAAUGCAUUGAAAUUCUAAAAAAUCAUUGUUUGUAUAACAAAAAAAAUGCUAAGGUGACACUAUUUGAGAAACAAAGAGAAUAAUACUUAAUACUACACUUCAACAAUGAACACAUUUUAAUCAAAUAUAUAAUAAUAAAACACAUAAAUUUUAUCAGAAUCCCAUAUUAUGCAUAAAAGUCAUUAACUAAUCAACUUUUUUUAAUUAAUCAACUUACUUUAGUUAGAAUUCCAAAUUACGCAUAAAUAUUUCGUUACGUAGUUUUUUUUUUGGUUUUAUACGUGAAAAACAUGCACACUUACGUGAAUAGUCAUCACAGAAAGCUUCAAAAGGAUUCGAACAAGAGAACAUGCGUUACAUAAAACGAAGGUCUUGCUCUUGUAACACCUUCAAUCAUUAAUUUGAUAUUUGCAGUUUAGCAAAAGAACAUGCGUUACACUUUUAUCUUUGUUUUAGAUAAAAAGUAAUUUACAUGCGUAUAUGAGUGUCCUUUCGCCCUCAUAAACGAAAGUGGAAGUACUCUCAUAAGUCUCAUUGUUGGAUAAGCCCUGUCUCAACCUCAAAGCAAGGUACGCCAUACGCAGAAUAAACACUACGAUUUUUAAAAAUAAUUUCUAUUAAAUUGAAUCAACUCAUAAAUGGGGAUCUGAACAGUACAAAUCCGGUUCACCGGAAUAAACAUCAGUCUCUAGGUUACACAGACAGAAAACAUCAAUCUACAAACAAAAUCAACAUACACAGAAAACAUCGAUCUAAAAGCAAAAUAAGCACUACGAUUAUAUAUUAAGGAAAAUAGGAAGCUAAUACAGAUUUCUUGGCUAGAGAUUAUAUCCAGUGCCAUCGAUCCGAAUCUGUAAACUGUGGAAACUGCGGCUAUUGGUGUAUCUUAUCUUACCCCAUAUCGCAUAAAUAUAUUAGCUGCCCGCUGGUUGUUUUUCAUUUAUUUAUUUAGACCAGUAGGUUACAGAAGGAAAAUGGUUUUAAAUUGAAAUAAAUAACACUAUUUGAACCGUCUUUUAUGUGUUCAAUAGUUCAAUCCUCAAGAUCAACAAAGCUCACAUGGACAACAAGUAGCCUUUUACGAGAUUACCUUUAAAGCCCUCCUAUAUUUUUCAAUGUGGUCGUCAUUGUUGGUAGAGUAAAUCCAAAUAAGGUCAAUAUAAAAUUGUACUGAAUAAUUACAUAUAAAAACGAAACUGAUGUAUCAUUAGUUGCCGUUCCUCUACUGAUAUUUAUGUUUUGUCUCUAACGAAACAUGCCAAUGCGAUGCAUGUAACUUUAGGCAGGCAGUGUUCCCAUUGUAUCGGACAAUUUUGCCCUUUCCAAGAGACUCGUCUUAAUACAAAACGUCUAUUUAAGACAUAGCUCAUUGCCACAAGUUGUUCGUAUACUCAUUCCGCACAACUGUCUCUCUCACCCUCCACACUCUAAAUGACAGGUUUCACGCCGGAAAACCAAUCAGUCCCUUCGCCAGCACCGGCAACAAAACAUGGGGAUUCCACAAAACAUGUACCGGAGUUAGGUCCGCAGGCUAAACCAAAGAGGAACAAGUAUGCUUUCGCGUGUGCAAUCUUAGCUUCCAUGACUUCCAUCCUCCUUGGUUAUGAUAUAGGAGUGAUGAGUGGAGCAAUGAUUUAUAUCAAGAGAGAUUUGAAGAUUAGUGAUCUUCAAAUCGGUAUCCUCGCCGGAAUCCUCAACAUUUAUUCACUCCUUGGAUCUUGUGCCGCCGGUAGAACAUCUGAUUGGAUUGGUCGGCGUUACACAAUCGUGUUGGCCGGAGCUAUAUUCUUCGCUGGAGCACUCCUCAUGGGAUUCGCACCUAACUACGCUUUUCUCAUGUUCGGGAGGUUUGUCGCCGGUAUAGGGGUUGGUUAUGCCCUCAUGAUCGCACCUGUCUAUACCGCCGAAGUCUCUCCGGCGUCUUCUCGGGGCUUCCUCACCUCUUUCCCUGAGGUCUUCAUCAACGCGGGAAUAAUGCUCGGCUACGUAUCAAACCUCGCCUUCUCAAAGUUCCCUCUCAAGCUCGGCUGGCGAUUCAUGCUCGGCAUCGGCGCCAUACCUUCCGUCGUCCUCGCCAUCGGCGUCCUCGCCAUGCCCGAGUCACCGCGGUGGUUCGUCAUGCAAGGCCGCCUCGGCGAAGCCAAACGCGUCCUCGACAAAACCUCCGACUCCCCCGCGGAAGCCUCCCUCCGCCUCGAAGACAUCAAAGAAGCCGCCGGGAUCCCCGCCGACUGCCACGACGACGUCGUCCAGGUCUCGAGGAGGAACAGCCACGGAGAAGGAGUGUGGAAAGAGCUCCUCCUCCGCCCCACUCCCGCCGUGCGCCGCGUCAUGAUCGCCGCCAUCGGGAUCCAUUUCUUCCAGCAGGCUUCCGGCAUCGACGCGGUGGUUCUCUUCUCGCCGAGGAUCUUCAAAACCGCGGGGCUCGAAACGGAUCACGAGCAGCUUCUCGCGACCGUAGCGGUAGGAAUCGUAAAAACAUCGUUCAUAUUAGUUGCUACUUUCUUACUAGACCGUGUCGGAAGACGACCGUUGCUUCUAACUAGUGUCGGAGGGAUGGUUAUCUCUCUAGCGGUGUUAGGGACCUCCCUGACGGUUAUAGACCAGUCGGAUAAGAAAGUGAUGUGGGCCGUGGUGUUGAGCAUCGCGACGGUGAUGACUUACGUGGCCACGUUUUCUAUAGGAGCUGGGCCUAUCACGUGGGUUUACAGCUCGGAGAUAUUCCCGUUGCGGCUGAGGUCGCAGGGGUCAAGUAUGGGUGUGGUGGUGAACAGGGUGACGAGCGGUGUGAUCUCGAUGACGUUUUUGCCGAUGUCGAAAGGGAUGACCACCGGAGGAGCGUUUUAUUUGUUCGGUGGGAUUGCGACGGUGGCUUGGGUGUUUUUCUAUACUUUCUUGCCGGAGACGCAAGGGAGGAUGCUUGAGGAUAUGGAUGAGCUUUUUAGUGGGUUUAGGUGGAGAGACUCCAAGAGUAACAACAAGAACUCCAGUUCGAAUCCUGAGGUUGAGAUUGGAUUAAACAAGCAGUGAGGCUUUUUUUAAUAGGAUUUGGAUGGGAAUAUGGCAUACAAAAGAUGUAUAAAUUUGAUCCGAUAUGUUACUUGAAUGAAAUAAUAUGUUUUCUUUAUAAACCACAAAGAGUUACUCAUGUUUAUGAUAUCAAUUUUUCUUAGAUAAAAGAAUUGAAAAUAUUGUUUAAUACACAAAUUAGAUAAAAUUCAAACAAUUAUAAAAAACAUUAUAAACUGAAAUUAAUUAUGCAAAUAUCAAACAAAUAUAAAGUUGCUUAGAAAAUGUGAAAUAGUUUAAUUUUAAAAGAAACACACAUUUAAAAUAAGUUUUUAUAUAAUGAAAAAGAAGGAACACUGAACAAGUAGUCCAUGGAUUUGAAGGGUUCUUUUUUUCACACAAAAGAACAAAUUUACAGCAUGUAAUAAACUUUAGAGAUAGCUGGUGAAGAGAGGGAAUGAGAGGAGACACCAAAACACAUUGUUGAACUCAAAAGCAAUCUUCUCGGAGAGAGACAAACCCAUUUAGCAUUCACAC